GUUAUCAAUUUUAAUUUCAUGACAGGCGAGAGAUUAUCGCUGGAAUAUAAAAAGAAUAGCCUUAUUAAAUAAAUCAGUAAUCUCCACAAGAUACAAUAAAGCUUUUUACAUUAUACCAUAAUCUAUUUUAUUUUAAAAAUGAAGCACCUUAUAAUUGCUUUUUCACUUCUGUUGUUUAUAAAUGAUUGUAAACCUACACCUUUUAAGAAAUGCGAGGGACAAUCGCCUCCAACGAAUCUCAGAAUUAAAGGAUGUGAAGAUUUUCCUUGUAAACUUUAUAGAGGGAAAAAUGUUACAGCAGAGUGGGAUUUCAUUAUCAGUGCACCAACAAAAGUCUUGAUUCCAAAAGUGACAGCAUUUGUACUAUCAACAACUGUUUCUUAUCCGUUUGCUCAAAAGAAUGCGUGUGAGACUCUAAUAAAAGGAGAAUGUCCAUUGAAUAAGGGAGAAGAAGUUACGUAUUCUUUAAACAUGCCGGUACUAUCAAUUUACCCGCAAAUAAAGUUAAGCAUUCAAUUUCAAUUUAUUGACGAUAAUGGUAACGUACAAGUGUGCUUUAUUGUACCUGCGAAAGUUGUAUAAUUGUAGAUAUAUUUACCACUUUAGAAGAAUAACGUAUUAUAAAAAAGAAACAUUAGAAACAAUAAAAAAUGUAAUAAAAUAAAUAAUAUUAUAUUUCCUUGUAAUAAAUAUUUUAAUAUUUAUAUGUGCCAGCUAUAUAUUAUAUGUUGUAAUAAAUACUAUUAACUAAUA
Molecule: messenger RNA, 753 nt
Organism: Leptopilina heterotoma
Lineage: Eukaryota; Metazoa; Arthropoda; Insecta; Hymenoptera; Figitidae
Product: NPC intracellular cholesterol transporter 2-like
Exons: 3
Coding region: 139-582 (147 amino acids)
Biological process (GO): sterol transport
Molecular function (GO): sterol binding
Source: RefSeq, a predicted model, not a curated record